Messenger RNA from Pseudocercospora fijiensis CIRAD86, 2193 nucleotides. RefSeq lists its product as uncharacterized. Gene Ontology annotation, molecular function: telomeric repeat DNA binding; double-stranded DNA binding; damaged DNA binding. The record is from RefSeq and is a predicted model, not a curated record. Gene Ontology annotation, biological process: cellular response to X-ray; DNA recombination; cellular response to gamma radiation. Gene Ontology annotation, cellular component: nucleus; Ku70:Ku80 complex. The transcript has a single exon. Lineage: Eukaryota; Fungi; Ascomycota; Dothideomycetes; Mycosphaerellales; Mycosphaerellaceae. The coding region runs from base 1 to 2193 and encodes 730 amino acids.
AUGGCCAAUAAAGAGGCCACCGUCUACAUCAUGGAUGUCGGCCGGUCAAUGGGCGGGAAAGCCCGUGGCCGCACCCAAACCAACCUCGAAUGGGCCUUGGAAUACUUCUGGGACAACAUCACAACGACAGUGCAGACCGGCAGGAAGCUGGCCAUGGCUGGCGUCAUUGGCCUCAGGACAGACGAUACAGACAACGAACUGGCCGACGAUGACGACAGUUACAACAAUAUCAGCGUGUUCAAACCCAUCAGUCAAGUUACCAUGACCGACAUUCGCCGACUGCGAGACCAGCUCACCGUUAGCAACACAGACUCUGGUGAUGCCGUCUCUGCUCUCGCACUGGCAAUUCAUAUGAUUGCCGAGACCUGCAAGAAACUGCAGUAUAAACGCAAAAUUGUGCUGAUCACUGACGCUUCAUCAUCGAUGGACACGGAUGACUUGUCUCACUUCACCAAGAAGAUCAAAGAGGAUGAUAUGGAGCUCGUCAUCCUAGGCGUCGACUUCGACGAUGCAGAGUACGGCUUUAAGGAGGAGGACAAGGGCUCUCUCAAAGCGAGCAAUGAGGCAAUCCUAGAACAAUUCUGUCACGACUGCGACGGCGCUUUUGGGACUUUAGCACAGGCGAUUGAUGAGCUUCAAAUUCCUCGAUUAAAGGUCACCAAAGGCACACCUACCAGAACUAUCUUGACUCUUGGCAAUCCAGACCAGUACGAUGAUGCUCUGACGAUCGAAGUAGAGAGAUAUAUCAAAGUCAUGAGGGCUUCACCACCCUCCGCCAGCAAGUUUGUGGUUCGCGAAGGUGUCCAACACCCAACUCAGAGCUCUGCCACCCUGUCGAAUGGCAGCGCACAAGCUCCAGAAGGCGGUGACGGCUUGGCAGCGGUACGAACAGCACGAUCUUAUCAAGUUGACGAUGAAAAUGCUCCAGGUGGUAAGAAGGAUGUCGAAGCUGACGAGCUGUCGAAAGGCUACGAAUACGGCAGAACAGCAGUGCACAUCUCCGAGAGCGAUCAGAAUGUCACCACAUUCGAGACCAAACCUGGCCUUGAAAUACUCGGGUUUGUCGAUCGAAACCAAUAUCAUCGAUACUUGGACAUGUCUCGAUCGCAGAUGAUAAUUGCAAAGAGGACGGACGAGAAAGCAUCAAUGGCACUGUCUUCGCUGAUACACGCGCUAUACGAGCUUGAGUCUUUCGCGAUCGCUCGCAUGGUACCGAGAGCCAACAGUCAGCCAAGGCUGAUCGUACUUUCGCCUAACAUCGAGUCUGACUUUGAGUGCCUCUACGACACUGAGCUUCCAUUCAAUGAAGAUGUGCGCAAUUACAAGUUUCCACCUCUUGAUAGAGUUCUCACGGUCAGUGGUAAACAGCUCAAAAUACAUCGAAAUCUCCCCGAGGAGGAUCUGCUUGAUGCGAUGAGCGACUAUGUGGACAACAUGAACUUGUUGAAAGCCAACACUGAAGACGCAGAUGAGCAAUCGGAGUACGCUGCGAUGGAUGAUACCUACAAUCCAGUCAUACACAAGCUCACCCAAGCCAUCAAACACCGAGCGGUCUAUCCUGAUGACGAACCUCCCGAGCCUUAUCACAUCAUCACAAAGUACUCGCAGCCUCCAGAACAUCUGGUGGAGCAGUCGAAAACAGCCUUGGACAAGGUCAUCGCAGCAGGCAGCGUCAAGAAAGUGCCACCCAAAGCAAGAGGCAAGCGAUGGGGGAGGACAGACGCACCCAAACCACUUUCAGACCUGGACGUUGCUGCUCUGCUCGCUCAAGAUCCAAAGCGCAAAGCCAAGAAGAUCGAUCCCGAAAAUGCGAUUCCCGAGUUCAAACAAAUGCUACAGCAUGCGGAUGCCAUUCCAGAAAUUUACGAAGCUUGCAAACAGCUCAAAUUUAUCAUUCUGGAUUGGGCGAGACAUUCGAUUGGAGAGUCGAACACGGGGAGAGUGGUCGAAGGCAUACGGGUUAUGAGAGAAGAGGUCAUUGAGUUUGAGGAGCCAGCUGCUUUCAACGAUGCGCUCAAGGAGAUCAAGAGGAAAAUGCUUGGUGGUGAACUUGGCGGAGAUAGAAAGGAGAUGUGGUAUCGCAUACGAGUGAACAAGCUCAGGCCCAUCGAUAAGAAGGAGUGCGCCCAAAGCGACUUCAGCGAGGAGGAGGCCAAGGCGUUCCUUAGCAUGAAUUUGAAGCUUCCUGAGUAA